Pestalotiopsis fici W106-1 is the source of this 1437-nucleotide messenger RNA. RefSeq lists its product as uncharacterized. The transcript is spliced from 3 exons. The coding region runs from base 1 to 1437 and encodes 478 amino acids. The record is from RefSeq and is a predicted model, not a curated record. Gene Ontology annotation, molecular function: heme binding; iron ion binding; oxidoreductase activity, acting on paired donors, with incorporation or reduction of molecular oxygen. NCBI's taxonomy places the organism in Eukaryota, Fungi, Ascomycota, Sordariomycetes, Amphisphaeriales, Sporocadaceae.
AUGACUUCGAGUCGUACGUGCUUGUCAUUGAGAGCCGCACGGCUUUUGAAACAAUUAUCCUGGUGGCGCGCGUCGAAGAUCCCAAAGCAAUUAACAUGGCUUUCUGGUAAUAUCGGGCCCAUAGGCUUGAAGUUACACGAGAGGUAUGGCGACGUAGUACGUAUUGCGCCCAACGAGCUUUCGUACAUCCGAGCACCGGCCUGGCGUGAUAUCUUUGGCCGCCCAGUCAAGAGCGAGAUGCCCAAGGUUGCAUCGUCUCUUGGUGAACAAGAGGAUGGCGUCUACAACCUCGCGACAGCCCCUACUGAGGACCAUACGCGCAUGCGCAGAAUUUUCACCCACUCCUUCAGCAAUACAGCCCUGGCCGCACAAGAGCCACUGCUUGUCCAGUAUGCAGACAAGAUGAUCGCAAAGAUGGGCGAGACGAAUAGACAAGAAGGCCAAGUCGACGUUGUCGACUUUUUCAACUUUACUACAUUUGAUAUUAUGGCUGAACUUGCUUUUGGAGAGUCACUGGGCAUGUUGGAGCGGACGGACUAUGUGCCCUGGGUUCGCAUUAUCCUCGCCGGCCUGAAAUAUGCUGUGUUUUACGCUGCGAUACUCGAGGUCCCUCUCUUACGGUUGCCACUCCAGUGGCUCACCGCCUCAACGCUGAAAGCCAAAGCUAAGCAGCACGCUGAAUUUGCAGCCAGCCUCGUAAACAAACGCUUGGAGGACUCAUCGCACAAUAAGCCAGAUCUAUGGAGCUUCGUGCUCAAACAUAACGAAGCUGGUCGAGGACUUACGUUAAAGGAGAUGCACGCCAAUGCAUCCAUGUUCAUGGUGGCUGGCUCCGAAACCACCGCGACAACCCUGUCUGGCGUCAUAUACUAUGUUUGUAAGAAUCCCCAUGUUUACAACGUUCUUGUAAACGAAAUUCGCACAACCUUUGCAACGAGUGAAGCAAUUACCCCCGAACCUUUGGCUGGAAUGCAGUACUUGAACGCCGUCCUGAAAGAGACACUACGUCUAUAUUUCCCGGGAGGCGGUGGUAUGUCUCGUGUGGUUCCGGCUGGAGGUGCUGUCAUCUGUGGCGAUUUCGUGCCUGCUGGUACGACAGCUACGAUGAAUCACUACAUUGCGUACCUCAAUUCGACCAACUUUUCGAGCCCAAAGACCUUUAUUCCCGAACGGUGGACAGAGUCCGAUGACCCUAGAUUCGCCUUUGACCAACGGGACGUUCAUCAGCCGUUCUCCUACGGGGCGAGAAAUUGUAUUGGCAAAAAUCUUGCGUGGCUUGAGUUGCGCCUUAUCCUUGCUAAGACACUUUGGCAUUACGAUGCUGAGCUGCUGCCUGAGAAGAAGCCUUGGAUAGACCAAAGAAGCUUCUUGGUGUGGGAAAAGGGACCCUUGAUGGUUCGGCUACAUCCAGUUAAGCGAGCAGAGCAGUCUGCUUAA